Molecule: messenger RNA, 429 nt
Organism: Euleptes europaea (tarantolino)
Lineage: Eukaryota; Metazoa; Chordata; Lepidosauria; Squamata; Sphaerodactylidae
Gene: C13H5orf52
Product: chromosome 13 C5orf52 homolog
Exons: 3
Coding region: 1-429 (142 amino acids)
Source: RefSeq, a predicted model, not a curated record
AUGGAAGGCGACAAGGACUGGGGGCCCCGCCCCGUCGUCACUUUCUUCCAGCCCAGGUCGGACCAGGAGCUCGUGCUUUUCAGCUUGUUCGGGGGCAGUGAAACAGCUUUGAAGAGGUUUUUACCCAAGAGCCACGUUCCUAAUGUGAUCAUUCAUGACAACACCAGUGUUCAGCGAAUACAGGAAAUUAAGGUAAGGGACUUGGACAACAGCCAAAGAAAAAUUGGCAAUCACUAUGAACAUAUGAAGAAAAAGUUUUUGCAUGACCAGCAGAGCAAGAUGAAUCGAUGGAAGAAGCAGUAUAGUCGAUACCAGAGAAUGUUGGAGAGGAUUGACCAGCGAGCCAUGCAAGAGUACCCCACAAACGUAGUGCAGAAUACCCAGGUGUCCUCCGUGCAAGUACAGAUAUCAGUCAUGAAGAAAAAAUAA